Molecule: messenger RNA, 1740 nt
Organism: Alosa alosa (allis shad)
Lineage: Eukaryota; Metazoa; Chordata; Actinopteri; Clupeiformes; Clupeidae
Gene: ttpa
Product: tocopherol (alpha) transfer protein
Cellular component (GO): membrane
Molecular function (GO): phosphatidylinositol bisphosphate binding
Source: RefSeq, a predicted model, not a curated record
GGUAAACACCUUUGCCACAUAACGUUUUCAGUCAGAGUUUAAUAUGGGCAAAGGCUAAACUUGGACAUACAUGUGUGCGCGAAGUAGGAAUUCAGGCUGUAGGUUAUAUGGUAGCCUUUAAGCCACAUUCGAGUUUUUCAAAUGUGGUCAAGGCAUGACGUGAAGUUUGGAGAGGAACGCGACAUAGGCCUACCUUUAGAAAAUGUGAACGAUUUAACUGAUGACUCGCUGAAAGUGUAUGUUUCUAAGUUAAGGGAUAGAGCAGAGCAAGAGGCAAACAUUUCAUGUGAACUGCAUCUUUCAGAUCACUUUUUAGUUAGGUUUCUAAGGGCGAGAGAUUUUGAUGUUGACUUAUCAUUUAAGUUAUUGGUGAACUACGUUAAAUGGAGAAAAGAGUGUCCCGAAAUAGCAUUAAAUCUUCACCCAUCGUCAGUGUUGGGUCUUCUGCAAAACAACUACCAUGGCGUACUUCGAUCUCGGGACCCUACGGGAAGCAGGGUUCUAAUUUAUCGAAUAGGGCGUUGGAAUCCCAAGCAUUUCACUGCAUAUGAGGUAUUCCGAGUCAGCCUCAUCACAUCAGAACUGAUAGUACGGGAGACGGAAACGCAAAGACAUGGACUCAAAGCUAUUUUUGAUCUUCAAGGAUGGUGCUUUUCACACGCUCUUCAGAUAAACCCCUCUUUGGCUAAACAUAUAUCAUCUGUACUCACGGACUCAUUCCCUUUGAAAGUGCGUGGAAUCCAUUUAGUAAAUGAACCUGUCUUAUUCCGUCCAGUGUUCGCAAUGAUCAGACCAUUCCUUCCAGAAAAAAUCAAAGCACGGAUUCACAUGCAUGGGAGCUCAUUCAUGCAGAACCUAUGUGAUGUCUUUCCCCCUUCCAUCUUGCCUCCAGAGUAUGGUGGUACUGGGCCUGCCAUAGAGGAGUUGUGUCAGGAGUGGGUACGCUUCAUUAUGGAAUCAGAGGAACUUCUCCACAGACUGUCUAUUAAUGGCGGGAGUCAUGAAAAAAACUAAUAAAAAAGCAUAAGGGGCGCUUUGCCAUGUAAAACGUGAGGUGCACUAUGUUUUCAUAAAAACGCAAAUGACGUUGGGCGCUUUUCCACUUUGAGUUGAACUUUUUUCAAUUCAAGGCUCUCAGGGCGCCUCUGCAAAAACGCGAGGCGUAGCAGGCGCAGAAAACACAAGGCGCUCUGGGUGCAUAAGCAGCACACCAAACGUUUACUGCCAAUACAAAACAACAUAAAAAAGGCCAACUUCACUGCAACAAAUGCCAAUACAAAACAACAUAAAAAAGGCCAACUUCACUGAAACAAAUGCGUCCUGUCAGAUCACCCCCAUAUUGUCCUCUUAACGGCUCUCAUGUGUUUCCAUAUCAACAAUCAGUCUUAAGAUUGAUCCCUUUUCUGUCCGUUUCAUACACCACUCCUAUUUGUCCAUAUCAAGCUUUUAACAGAUGUGCCAAAGAUUAUUGCAAAAUUACAAAAACAGGCAAAAUGUAGGAAUUCUAAUUCAUUAACUUCACUGGCAUUGCCAACGGCCUUGGGUUCAAACAUUUUAGUCUGACUAUCCAGCUUUUGUUGUACAUGCUUACAUGCUGUAAAAAAAUAUUAAUUAAGAGAAAUCAAGUUUCAGUGUUGGUGUCUGGUGAUGUCUGGUUGAUGCUAGUCUAAAGGUAGACCAUCACUGUCCACUGUUCAUUGAGGCCUGUCAACCUGUGAAAAUAAAACCAACAAACAAUCA